Drosophila pseudoobscura is the source of this 566-nucleotide messenger RNA. RefSeq lists its product as uncharacterized. NCBI's taxonomy places the organism in Eukaryota, Metazoa, Arthropoda, Insecta, Diptera, Drosophilidae. The transcript has 2 exons. The coding region runs from base 274 to 561 and encodes 95 amino acids. The record is from RefSeq and is a predicted model, not a curated record.
AAAGUAUGACUGCCAUUUUGUUACCAGUUCGAUUAUACAUACAAACUAGUUGAUGUAUACAGUUUUAACUUCCAUAGUCCAUCCUCAAUGACGUAGUGAAACACCAUUUAUAGAACUUGCAUCUACUAACUAUCUAGGAAAACAUCCACUGAAAGAGCAGAAUGAGAACAUGGCCUUACUGUCACUUCUAAGAUAAGACUAAAAAUGGCAGCCUGGGGAUGAGACUUCACUAAUGACUGAGAUAAUUGUUAUUCCAUUUGCAUCGCAAAGCUUAUGCUAAGGCGUUUGCUAUUUAAGCCCCGCAUAGCCAGGCAGACAACAGUUCUUCAGCUUUACUUUCAACAGUCCAUUAUGUUUCUGCGUCUGGUUCUGAUCUGCCUGGCUUUCUUCGUGGCGGUGCACGCCCAACCAGCUCCAGGAGCUCCACAGUAUCCCAAAGAGACUUUACCAGUCGAUGGGACUUUAUUGGUCCCCUCUGCUGAUGUAAAUCCCGCAGAUGGGGCUAAACCACGUACCCUUUUGCUGCUUCUACCUCUGCUGUUUCCCGAUCAGUUCUAUUAAUAAAG